Capsicum annuum is the source of this 1751-nucleotide messenger RNA. RefSeq names its product serine/threonine-protein kinase STY8. Gene Ontology annotation, cellular component: plasma membrane. Bases 609 to 992 code for a protein of 127 amino acids. The transcript has 5 exons. Lineage: Eukaryota; Viridiplantae; Streptophyta; Magnoliopsida; Solanales; Solanaceae. Gene Ontology annotation, molecular function: ATP binding; protein kinase activity. The record is from RefSeq and is a predicted model, not a curated record. Gene Ontology annotation, biological process: protein phosphorylation.
AAAAAUCUAUAUACUACCAAGACAUUUCCCUUGUAGCACAUAAAAUAACUAAUCAGCUACCACGACCGCCAGUAUGCUCCGACGACCAACACCACCAGUAGGCUCUGUCCACACACCAUACACUACCAGUAGCUCCAACCGCACACCACUAUUAGCUCCGACCGCACACCACCAGUAGCUCCGACCGCAUACCACUAGUACACUCCUACUGCAGAUCACCAGCAUACUUAUUUCCAACUUCUCUCUCAAUCCGCCUCCGACCGUCUGAGUUUAAUUUCACCCCAAAAUCACUAGUAAUGAAAGUGAUUUGUACUCUGCUAAUCUCAGCUGCGGCAACAUCCUCCAAGAAGUUGUAAUGAGGCACCACUGCUCCGACCACCGUUUAAAUUUCUGAGAAAAUUUAGGGCUUUCGUCUAUAAUUUGUUGAUUUUAAGUUCAUCGGGGCUACAAUGGGGGCUUCUGGUCUAAAUAUACAAACAGAAAAUGGUCAUAUAGACAUGCCUAGUAAUAUAUGUUGUGUUGUUGUGGAAUAUCUUCCGGGUGGUGCUUUAUAACCUUACUUUAUUAAGAAUAGAAGAAAAAAGCUAGCAUUUAAAGUUGUAGUGCAGAUGGAACUUGAUUUGGCCAGAGGGUUAAGUUAUCUUCACACACAGAAGAUUGUGUAUAGAGAUGUCAAGACGGAGAAUUUGAUAUUGGACAAGACAUGUACUGUAAAGCUUGCGGACUUUGGGGUUGCACGAGUUGAGGUCUCUAAUCCUAAUAAUAUAACGGGGAAGACCGAAACUCUUGGCUAUAUGGAUCUUGAGGUUCUUAAUGGCAACCCAUACAAUAAAAAAUACGACGUGUGCAGUUUUGGCUUAUGUUUGUGGGAGAUAUACUGUUGUGACAUGCCAUAUCCUGAUCUCAGUUUCUCAGAAAUGACUUCAGCCAUGGUUCGCCAGAAUUUGAGGCCAGAAAUACCGAGAUGUUUCCCAAGUUCCUUUCUAAUGUGAUGAAACGAUGCUGGGAUGCUAAUCCUAAUAUGUGGCCCGAGAUGGAUGAGGUAGUAUCCAUGAUAGAGGCUAUUGACACAUCCAAAGGCGAGGUAAUAAUCCCCGUUGAUCAACUAUAGGACUCUAUCUAUUUUCGGAAGCGUCGUGGACCUUGAACACACUGAAUCCAUGCAGAUGUAUAUUAAGAAGUAGGUUAAUUAUAUCUCAGCUACCAAAUAUUUCAGAGUACUUAACUUAUACAGUGCCAGAUGCUCCUGGUGUUUGUGGAUAUUGGCUGGCAAAUUGGGCUGCAUUUCUCAAUUUAGAUGGUGUAAAGCUUAUACCUUUCUUUUUAGUUUCUUCAUUUCACUUGUAGUUGUUUUAUUUUACUGAUUUUAAAUUUAUAAUCUUCCCCAACAUUUGACAUUAGUGGCUUGUAACAUUUGACAUUGGUCUUGGGAAGUGGCUAUGGAGGUUGUAACAUUGCCCUUUUCAUGAUUAGGUCCUGGGAAGUGACUAUAUGGAGGUUACAAAUAAGGAGAAAGCUAUAUUAGGUGAGGUGGUUGCAGCCAAAUAUGGAAGUACGAAUAUGGAUGGUUCACUAAAUAUGUCACAAUAUCUCACAGGGGUAAGUGUGUGGAAGGAAUAAGGAGGUGAUUUUAGUUGUGCAGAUUAUAUGGUUGAACUUGAUUAUAUUUUGCUUUUUGGUUUAAAUUACUAGGUUGUUGCAUAUUUUGAAUUAUGAGAUUAUUAAUGAAUGAUUUUAUUUUGUGAUGUGUA